CCGCGGCGCCAUUACCAGGUGUGGCUACCAAAGGACGCAGGUGUAGUGCAAGGUGGGGAGUUGCAUUUUCCCCGGGUAAUAGCCCUUCCUUAGCCCCUGAAAGCCCACAGAUGGUAGGGCAGGAUGCGGGGCGAGUGGCAGCUGGUGUGGUGGAGUCUGGCGGCCAUUAUAGGGGUGAUAAUGGCGCAGUUUGAGUACCACGAGACGGAUACCUUUGACCAGAUAGAUCACCUGUUUCGAAGUGUGACCCCAGAUAACUGCUUCAUCAAGCCCCUGAAAGACCUGUACUUGCCAGAUGACAGCAUAUCACACCUCCCGGACAUCCAGCAGAUCAACAUCAACCCAAUCUUCCCAAACAGAACGGCCCUCUACCACCUCCACAACAUGGCUCACUCUCGUGGCUUCUUCUUCUCCUACAUCCUGCAGUCACGCUUCAAGAGGCCUGCUGUGAAUGCAUCAGACAGUGCCUCAGAGUAUGACCCAGGCUUCAUGUACUACUUCCUCUCCACUGUGGCGGAUGUAGCAGCCAAUCCCAGGAUCAACUCCAGUGCUGUGUACUUCCAGCCCAACAUGGCCUACACCUCCUCAUACAAGGGGUUCUUUAACAAGACACUGCCACUCUUUGCUCCGAGGACAUUUAGGAUGGAUGAUUACAACGACCCUGUUCAUCUGGAGAGGAUUUCGACGCUCAACUUCUUCCAGGUGGAGGAUCUCGGUGCCAUCCUGCCUAAGGGCCAGCGCUCCCUCAACUACACCCUGGAGGACUACCGCACCAACGAGUGGUACUACUCCUGGCUGCCCUACACUAACUUACAGCAGGACAAGCUCACCACCUACCAGGUGAAGAUCCGUUAUGCUAACAACACCAAUGAGACCUUUGUGUUCCACGGCCCUAAUGCUGCUGACGAGACACCCGGCCCUGUUAAACUGACCCGCCCUUACUUUGACUGUGGCCGCUCCAACAAGUGGUCUGUGCCAGCCAUCACACCAGUAGCUGACUUGCACCCGCGUCACACACAGUUCCGUCACAUUGAGUUUCCAACCCGCACUGCAAUUGCCGUCAUGGAAAUGGACUUUGAGCGGGUGGACAUAAACCAGUGUCCAAAAGGAGAAGGAAAUUCUGGUCCUAAUAGAUUUGCAGACACGGCUCGAUGUAAAAAGGACACUACUGAGUGUGAGCCCUUGGAUGGGUAUGGGUUCCGUAGGGGAGGAUACCAGUGCCGGUGUAAGCCUGGGUAUCGUCUGCCUAAUGUGGUGCGCCGGCCUUACCUGGGAGAGUUGAUAGAGCGUGCCACCCUUUACCAGUAUCGCAAUGCCUUCAUGUGCACCCCUAUUGGAUGGAUCCAGAAGUUGCCAUUUGAUUACAACAAGAUGUCCCCGUGGGAGCGAUACAAGUACCUCUCCAAGGACUUCAACAAUGUGACGGGUGCAGAGGCGCUGCGUGCCAAUACCAUCAAUGUAGACCAGGUCAUUGAGUUCCUCAAGUCUGUUACCAAAGAGAACUGCCACAUGUUCCCCCCUGAUGACCUUGUCUUGCGCGGCGACGUUGCCUAUGGUGUGGAGGCUCAGUUUGAGAAUGAGGCCAGAAUGGCACUCCGUCUGGCUAACUUCCUGAGUUCUUUCCUCCAGAUUGUAGACCACCAGGAAAUCUUCUCAGGUGUGAGGGUGGUGGACCGGCCACUCACAGAGGACCAGAUGAUGGGAGAGGUGUUGUCAAUCAUUCUGGGCAACAGCAGGAUUUGGGCCUCAGGAAUGUACUGGGACCGUGGGAAGUUCACCAAUCGUACACUCUUUGCUCCACACGCCUACAAGACUAUUCUCAACACUCGCAAGUUCUUCAUGGAGGACCUGGCACGCCUCAAUUCCACUCGGGACUCGUAUGUCAACAAGCCGUGGUUCAGAAAACUGAAGACAAGAUGGUCCACCAAUUUUGAUGACCUGGAGAAGUACUGGUUGAGGCUGAAGCUGAGACAGAAUGCCACGGGAAUGUAUGCCAGGAAAUAUGAGCGUUAUCCAACAUUCUACAAGGCAGCAGAACUGCGUCAUGGUCAGUGGAGUGUACCAGAAUUUGACUGUGAUGGCUUUGUGAAGAAAUGGGUGAUCCACUACACUGCACCUUUCUUUGGGUGGGAUGCACUCAGGGCCAAGCUGGAAUUCAAAGGUGCAAUCCGAGUCACAAUGGAUCUCCUCAAGCUGGACAUAACACAGUGUCCAAAUGAAUACUUUGUUCAGAAUGCAUUCAAGGACACCCACCGUUGUGACAGGAAGACAUCCUAUUGUGUACCCAUCCAGGGACGAGGCUUUGACACAGGAGGCUACAAAUGCGAGUGCAUCCAGGGCUACGAGUAUCCCUUUGAAGAUCCUAUUACUUACUUUGAUGGCCAGCUGAUGGAGGCCGAGUAUAUCAACAUUGUCCGCAACAAGAAAACAAGGUACGACUUCUUGAAGUGUCGAGUAGCAGGUGCAGCUACGCUACAGAGCAGCUCCAUUAUAAUUUUGGCACUACUGUUCUUCAGUCUUAUCCUUAGACGCUAAUAGACGUUAUACAACACUACAGUGAAAGUGCCUCAGAUGUCUCUCCAACAGGUGAACACUUGGUUGUUAUUUCACAAUUUAAAUUAUUUCUGUAACCAAGUAUGACAUUUUUCAUAGAUUCUCAAAUAAGCAGUGUGAUUUUAUUUGAGGCGGACAGGGUUAGCUUUUUUAAGAACAGGAGUCAUGUUGCACGCUGUUCUUAUUAAAUGUGUGAAUGUGUUUGGAUUUAGAAUUGACAUAGCUUUAAACAUCCAAGCCCUGAACACACAUUUCAGUUUGUAUAUUUUCUGAAAUUUUAUAAUGGCAGAGAAAUUUUACACAACUUAUGAAUUUACUUAUAUAAAAAGUAUUAAUUUGAAUGUUACAGCAUUAACAUAGUAUUUAUGGUUAGCAAGAUUGCAAGAGAACUUUAUACCCAUAAAGUACUUUGGGCAUCAGUUCUCUUCAUAAGUAUUGGACCUCCUGGUUGAUGGUCUGAUAUUUAUGGUAAGAAACGUAUGGUCCUCGCGAGAUUGAACUGUUUUAGCCAAAAGCAUCAGCCCCUACCAGUAUGUCACUGCAUCCCUCAGCUUUGAGCGGCCAAUAAAUAGCCUCCCCUCACAUUCCUCCGGGCACGUUGGAAAGCAGGAACUUGCAUCCUGGCGUAUUAUUGCACAAUAAUAAGAUAAUUAAUUGUUUGAUAGUAUAGUUAGUAUUAAUCUGAAAUUUUUGGGCUGAUCAUGAGCCUCAAGAAAGCAGAAAAAAUAAAAAAAUAACUGAAUAAUCUGCUUCCUUGAGACUCCUGAUUGCUUUUGACGACUUGACAAAAUUGGAUCACAACCAAGAGGAUCGUUUUUUUUUUUUUUUUCUCCCAUACAGAUCUCUGCAGCCAGGGUGUCCAAUACUUAGGUAUGUUGAGUACUGUACAUAGGAAGUUAGUAAGCUCAAACCGUUCCCUCAUGGACUUUCAGUUGUGCUGGGUCUCGAUGCUAUGGUGCAUUUUUAAGACAUUUAUUUUGGAUGUUUAUAGUAUGAAAAGUGAUAUGAUAGAGAAGGGGGAUGCUGUAAGUAUGAAAGGAAGACUUCUCUUGAAAUUAAGGGGAAAUUGAUGGAUUUUACAAGAGGAGCAAUGGAAGGCUGAGUAAGAGAGUGUGUGAGUUGAAUGUGUGAAUGAUAGAUAACAAACAGGAGUCUCCAAUGAAUGUAUAUUACAUACAGUACUGGGGUUGUGGAGAACAUUUUAUCUAGAAGCAGGUAGUUUUAUACAUUUUAUAUUAAAUAUUACAUGUACUAAAAUCUUAUGUUAAAGGAAUCUGCCACGGUAUUCCUUCAUCAUGAAAGGUGACUGGAGAUUACCCCUUAAGAAUUAGCCAAAUAUUUUAACUAACAUACCAGCCUGACACUAUGAAGUGAAAGUAAAGGUUAUUCAAAGUUGAAUGUUCUACACACAUGCUGUUCAGGACUUUGUUUAGUCAUGUGGUGUAAUUCAAGUUUGGGGAGGGAACAUAUUAUAAGGCAUGUGUCUGACAAUUGUUUUAUGUCAUAGAAACAUCACGUCAACAUGCAGUACAAUCUUAAAACAUUAUCACCAUUUUGGUGAUAAGUAAAAAAAUUGGAUGUUAACAUGGUGUCUCUAUGACAUAAGGCCAUUGCCUGGCACAGUCUGUAGGAUGACACCCUGACACACUCAAAUUUCAUCAUACAACUAAAACAAAGCCACAAAAUGCACAAGUAUAGAUAGAACUGUUUCUGCUUAGAAUAACUUAUAUUUUCUCUGUUUUCUCUGUAAAAUCAUUAUGAUGAACAUUGUACAAAUGUGUCUUGAAUCUCAGUGUGACAUGUCUAAGAAGUUUCAGUGCUUUAUGAUUGAUGUGGAUACAUUCUGAGUUUGCAGUUUGGAACAGUGUUCUUUUUCCUCGUGUAUGUUGUACAUGUAUUUCAAAGAAAGACCACUCUCUUUUAGCAUCAUAAAAUGACUGAUAAGCAAAACACUUAUCUGAAAAGUUGUUUUCUUGAAAAAUUUCAAGCUUUGAAAUACUUUCAGCAUGAUGCAAUAGAUUGAAAAAUAUCUGCAUAUUUCCAUAUUAUUAAUAUUGUGGCUGCAUUGCAAAACAGAUGUAUUCUAAAAUUUAAACAUUCACAAGGCACUGUGUAAAUAAGUAAUCAGUAACUUAGUUUUAUGCUGGAUUCCAAAGGAGUGCAUUCCAUGUGUUGUUGUAAGUAAACCUGAAAGGUGUUAGUAUGUUAAUGGUACCUUGCUGUGUACAUCAAGUAAUCCUUGCAUCUUGUUUCAACACAAUUAGUAGUAAAAGCAACUCAAAAUCAUGUCACAAUAUUACUUAAUAGAAUGAAUCUAUCCACAUCUUAACAAUAGCAACUAUCUGUCCAUAUAAGUUGUGACAACAUAUGUUCUCGUUUAUACAAAAA
Molecule: messenger RNA, 4941 nt
Organism: Portunus trituberculatus (swimming crab)
Lineage: Eukaryota; Metazoa; Arthropoda; Malacostraca; Decapoda; Portunidae
Exons: 15
Coding region: 124-2535 (803 amino acids)
Source: RefSeq, a predicted model, not a curated record